Molecule: messenger RNA, 2300 nt
Organism: Vigna unguiculata (cowpea)
Lineage: Eukaryota; Viridiplantae; Streptophyta; Magnoliopsida; Fabales; Fabaceae
Product: protease Do-like 9
Biological process (GO): proteolysis
Molecular function (GO): protein binding; serine-type endopeptidase activity
Source: RefSeq, a predicted model, not a curated record
AUUACCAACUCAUGGGCGUCGCCUUCUCCGAUUUCCGAGGAAAAGAAUUCCACUCAAUUCUCUCCUGCGGUACUUAAUCCCCUAGACUCGUUUUCUUAACAAUCCUCUUUCUCCAUCUUCGUCAGUCCCUUACUCAAGGAAAUACAUGGGCAAAACGAGAAAACGUGGCCGAAAGCCCAAGCCCGCAACUGAAGAAGAAACCGCGUCCCAAAACUACAGCACCGCCUCCAUAAAGGACGCCGUUUCGCUUCCAGCCACCACCGCCGAAGCCGUUGAACCCAACGAUCCGGAUUCUCAAGGGUGCCGCCGCGGACGCUCCAAAAAGAUCAAGGUAGCAUCGCCGGAGCGCCGCAGCUCUCGGUUGGCUGAUUCGAACGGGGAUUGUGCGACAGCGGCGGAGACGCCGCUGAUACCGAAGUGGGAGGGCACGGUGAAGGUGGUGCCAUCGAUGGACGCGGUGGUGAAGGUCUUCUGCGUCCAUACAGAGCCGAAUUUCUCGUUGCCGUGGCAGAGGAAGAGGCAGUAUAGCUCGAGCAGCAGUGGGUUCAUCGUGGGGGGACGGAGGGUUCUCACAAACGCGCAUUCCGUUGAGCAUCACACGCAGGUCAAGCUCAAGAAACGCGGUUCUGAUACCAAAUACCUGGCGACCGUCCUCGCCAUCGGGACCGAGUGCGAUAUCGCAAUGUUGACGGUGAGUGAUGAUGAAUUUUGGGAGGGAGUUUCACCUGUGGAAUUUGGUGAUAUGCCUGCCUUGCAAGACGCUGUAACUGUUGUUGGAUAUCCAAUUGGAGGUGACACAAUCUCUGUGACAAGUGGUGUUGUUUCACGUAUGGAAAUACUCUCUUAUGUUCAUGGUUCAACAGAACUUCUAGGACUGCAGAUAGAUGCUGCGAUAAAUUCUGGGAAUUCUGGUGGACCUGCUCUCAAUGAUAAAGGAAAAUGUGUUGGGAUUGCAUUCCAGUCUCUUAAACAUGAAGAUGUGGAGAAUAUAGGAUAUGUGAUACCCACCCCAGUUAUCGAACAUUUUAUCCAAGACUAUGAAAAGAAUGGGGCGUAUACAGGAUUUCCAAUCCUUGGAGUUGAGUGGCAGAAGAUGGAAAAUCCUGAUUUGAGAAUGUCAAUGGGUAUGGGACCGAACAAAAAAGGUGUGCGUAUUAGAAGAAUUGAACCAACAGCUCCAGAAUCUCAUGUUUUGAAGCCAUCUGAUAUAAUUCUCAGUUUUGAUGGGGUCAAUAUUGCCAAUGAUGGAACAGUUCCAUUCAGGCACGGGGAGCGCAUUGGUUUCAGUUACCUUGUUUCACAGAAGUACACUGGGGAUAGAGCUCAAGUAAAGGUUCUUCGGAAUUCACAGAUACUCGAAUUUAACAUUAAACUUUCAACUCAUAAGCGACUUGUUCCAGCACACAUCAAAGGCAGGCCUCCCUCGUAUUACAUCAUUGCUGGAUUUGUUUUUACUGCUGUUUCUGUCCCCUAUCUUCGUUCUGAGUAUGGUAAGGAUUAUGAGUUUGAUGCACCGGUGAAGCUUCUCGAAAAGCAUCUACAUUCUAUGGCGCAGUCUGUUGAUGAACAGCUUGUAGUUGUUUCUCAGGUUCUUGUGUCUGACAUCAAUAUUGGAUAUGAGGAGAUAGUAAACACUCAGGUUCUUGCUUUCAAUGGUAAACCUGUGAAGAAUCUGAAGAACUUGGCCACGAUGGUAGAGAGCUGUGAUGGUGAAUAUCUAAAGUUUGAUCUGGAAUACCAACAGAUAGUAGUGUUAAAAACCAGUACUGCAAAGGCUGCAACCUUAGAUAUCCUCACCACACACUGUAUACCUUCUGCAAUGUCUGAGGAUCUGAAGACAUAAAAAGUUUUGCUGCAUGCUAAAGUUACUCCUAAUUGCCUCUGCUUAUUCUUUUAAGUGGUGUUACACAUUCACUACCAGAUUGCGGUACUAUAUAUUCUGCCCUGAUCAAUGAGAUAAAGGCUUCUUCUCACGCUGAAAGGUACAGAAGCAGAAAGAUGGGAGAAAGAUCUGGCAAAAUACAAUAUACGCUUCGUUAAAUUUAUCUCAUUUCAAGUUGAGGUGUUCUGUACUGAACUUAAAUUAAUCAUUCCAUUUUUUAUUCCUUUUUAUGCAAAGUUUAUGAUAUGCAAAAGAAUGAUUGGUGGAGGAAUAGGAAGUAUUAUUUCAUUAACGGAUCAUUUAUCCGUAAUGUGUUUUCACGUACGGAAUUGUAUAAUUCGUAAUAUUAAUUGGGAAUACAAUCUGGCAUGCAAAUAUGCGUAUCGAAUUAUAAAAUCCGGUAUGUGAAUGAGUAAAA